AUGGUGCAUCCAUUGGCGAGGGAUAAAGACUUUUCUCUAUUGUAUGAUUUUUGUAUAGAUUCUUUCAAUAAAUACAGCGGUCUGGUGAUGAUUAGUAUGUUAACCUGCGUGUUGCUUUUGGUCGUGUACAACUCUGUGACAAUUUUUGGAACGUCAGCGGCACUGAGGGACAGCCAAACAAUUCAAAGCUUUGGGGACAUUAAUGUUCAAAGUAAAAUAGUUACCGGCAAAAGGACGUUUAGAAUACACUGGUAUAAUCCGCCAAGAUAUAUCAAAGAUCAUCGCAAGUACGCAAUGAGUUGUGGAUUUGAAACAUGUAGGUACAGCAAUUGUAAAAUGAGUUAUGAUAGAACUGAUGCAAACAGAAGCCACGCAGUUAUAUUUGAUGGCCGAUUUAUGCCACCAAAUCUAAAUUUUACGCGUCCAGACGGACAAAUUUGGAUUUUUGCGGCUCACGAGGCCCCAAUUCAUUACUAUAAGGGUGGAGAUUGGUGGUAUAAGAAUAAACAAUAUACAUUUAACUGGACAAUGACCUAUAACAAAGACAACACAGACAUAUUUCUACCAUAUGGAGAAAUACUAAAACACAAAAAUGAGAUCAAGAGAAACUUCAAGUCAUUAGCCCUGAGUAAAAAUAAGACACUUUUGAUCAUUACGUCGCGCUGUCAAACCGAUUCGAAAAGGAUGGAGUAUGUGGAAGAACUGAAGAAGUAUGUUGAUGUCGAUGUUUUAGGACGAUGUGGUAAAAAAUGGAAUUGUGGAAUACCCCACAUACAUGACGAUUGCUUUCAAAUUUUGAAUACAUCUUACAAGUUUUAUUUAGCAUUUGAAAAUUCUAUAUGUCAUCAGUAUUUCACGGAAAAAUUUUACGAAAAUUUUAACUAUGAUCUGAUUAUGUUGGUACGUGGCGGUUAUAAGGAGGAGGCAAAAACGUUAUUUCCAUAUAUAGCAACAGCAGAUUUCAAGUCAAUCGAGGAUCUUGGAACCUACCUGAAAAAUCUUAGCGUAGACGAAUAUGCUGAACUGCUGAAACGAAAGAGUCAGUUUUAUUCUCCUAGCUAUUCAAAAGUUUAUCAAAGAGCAUUGUGUGACAUAUGUGAAAGAAUGAAUAAUCAGAACAAAUAUUCAAAAACUAUUGAAAACAUUAAAGAGUGGGCAUUCAGAUCGCAGCCUUGUCUUCAACGGGAAAAUGUAACAGACGUUUGAUUAAAUGGGAUAAUAACCAUGUCUAAAGCCAGUCAUUUAAACGUUCUGAGUUAAACAAAUUCUAAGAUAAACGUAUUGCUGCGGAAAAAGAACCUGCAAGGAGUUAUUGCCCAUUUUGUGGAUAUUGCAUCUGGAAUUUUAUAAGUAAAUCUAAUAUGUCUUAAGGUUAUUAUUUUGGACUAAUCGCAAUAAUAUUUUAAUUUACAGAACUAUAUUUAUAAUUGUGGGUGUGAAUUUUCGAAGCAAAUGGACGCAUUAGAGAUAUGAACAUGAUUAAGGUAGAAGUAUUCGAUUCUUGAGUAAAUGAUUUGGCUGUCAAGUUGUCCCGUGCAUCUGUAUUUCUGCAUCUACAGCCAGUGUUAGAUAUGUUUCUUGUUUAUCACAUUUUAAACAUU
Messenger RNA from Mercenaria mercenaria, 1601 nucleotides. Its product is annotated as glycoprotein 3-alpha-L-fucosyltransferase A-like. Gene Ontology annotation, cellular component: membrane. Lineage: Eukaryota; Metazoa; Mollusca; Bivalvia; Venerida; Veneridae. The transcript is spliced from 3 exons. Gene Ontology annotation, molecular function: alpha-(1->3)-fucosyltransferase activity. The coding region runs from base 1 to 1206 and encodes 401 amino acids. The record is from RefSeq and is a predicted model, not a curated record.